This is a messenger RNA of Daphnia magna, 2593 nucleotides long. Its product is annotated as probable aconitate hydratase, mitochondrial. The transcript is spliced from 12 exons. Gene Ontology annotation, cellular component: cytosol; mitochondrion. Lineage: Eukaryota; Metazoa; Arthropoda; Branchiopoda; Diplostraca; Daphniidae. The record is from RefSeq and is a predicted model, not a curated record. Gene Ontology annotation, molecular function: 4 iron, 4 sulfur cluster binding; aconitate hydratase activity. Gene Ontology annotation, biological process: tricarboxylic acid cycle. The coding region runs from base 119 to 2482 and encodes 787 amino acids.
AGUUGAAAUAAAAAAAUGUGGCAAUGUUUACCGUCACAAUUCGUGUCGGAAGUUGGAUUUUCGGACUUUCGGUAUCGGUAUUCACAUCAGUAGCAAACUUAGCAGCUGAUCAGCGAAAAUGGCGCUGUACGCGAAGGUUACCGUUCUUAAGAAAUCAUGGAUAGUUGCCUGUGAAAUGCAAGCUCGUUGUUUUCACAUCAGCCCCUUGGCUUUGGCAGCCCAAAAGGUAGCCAUGAGCAAACUGGAUGCUUCAAGUUACCUUCCACAUGCUCAACUACAAGAAAAGCUGGAAAUAGUUAAAAAUCGUCUUAAGAGACCUAUGACUCUUUCUGAGAAAAUCUUGUAUUCCCAUCUUGAUGAUCCAUCAAAUCAAGAAAUUGUCCGUGGUCAAAGCUACCUACGCCUCAGGCCAGACCGGGUUGCAAUGCAGGAUGCUACAGCCCAAAUGGCCAUGUUGCAAUUUAUUUCAUCUGGCUUACCCCGUGUUGCAGUCCCAUCCACCAUUCACUGUGACCAUUUGAUUGAGGCACAGGUUGGCGGAGCUCAAGAUUUGGCGCGUGCUGUUGAUAUCAACAAAGAAGUGUACAAUUUUCUUAGCACAUCCGGUGCUAAAUAUGGCGUUGGUUUCUGGAAGCCUGGAUCUGGCAUCAUUCACCAAAUUAUUUUAGAGAACUACGCUUUUCCUGGUUUACUUAUGAUCGGCACUGAUUCUCAUACUCCUAAUGGAGGUGGCUUGGGAGGCCUAUGCAUUGGUGUCGGUGGCGCUGAUGCCGUCGAUGUUAUGGCAAACAUUCCCUGGGAGCUGAAGUGCCCUAAGGUAAUUGGAGUUAAACUAACGGGAAAACUACAAGGUUGGACUUCUCCUAAAGAUGUUAUUCUUAAAGUUGCAGGAAUCCUUACAGUCAAAGGUGGUACCGGUGCAAUUGUGGAAUACUUCGGUCCAGGAGUUGACUCCAUUUCCUGUACUGGAAUGGCUACUAUUUGUAACAUGGGUGCAGAAAUCGGAGCCACCACAUCUGUUUUCCCAUACAAUCAUCGUAUGCGUGAUUAUCUUGUUGCCACUGAACGAAAGGCAAUUGCAGAUGAGAUUGAUCCAUACGGAAAUGAUUUGCUGCGCGCUGAUGAAGAUGCACCUUAUGAUCAGGUCAUUGAGCUUAAUUUGUCUGAACUUGAGCCACACGUAAAUGGACCGUUCACCCCCGACUUGGCGAAUCCGAUUUCGAAAUUGGGCGAAGAAGCCAAGAAGAAUAACUGGCCACUUGAUGUCAAGGUAUCUCUGAUUGGCAGCUGCACCAAUUCGAGCUACGAGGAUAUGGGCAGAUGCGCAAGUAUUGCGCGGGAGGCUCUCAAGCACGGAUUAAAGGCAAAAUCCGCCUUUAAUAUUACUCCGGGAUCUGAACAGAUCCGUGCCACAAUCGAGCGUGAUGGCAUCGCUGAGACGCUACGACAAUUUGGUGGUAUUGUACUUGCCAACGCCUGCGGCCCCUGCAUUGGCCAGUGGGACCGCAAAGACGUCAAAAAGGGCGAAAAGAAUACAAUUGUCACAUCAUACAAUCGCAACUUUACGGCCCGUAAUGAUGCCAACCCCGCAACGCAUGCCUUUGUUACGUCACCCGAACUAACAACGGCACUGGCACUUGCUGGUACCUUGGAUUUUGACCCAAGGACUUCAAAACUCAAAGGCGCUAACGGAGAAGAAUUUUUACUGAGUAAUCCGUACGCUGAUGAGUUGCCUGCACGCGGUUUCGAUCCUGGCCAGGAAACCUAUCAAGCCCCCGGAGAUCCUACUCUAGUUAAAGUUGAUGUAGACCCUAAGUCACAGCGUCUUCAACUGUUGGAACCAUUUCCAAAAUGGGAUGGCAAAGACCUAGAAAAAAUGGUAGUGCUGAUCAAAGUAAAGGGCAAAUGUACUACAGAUCAUAUCUCAGCCGCUGGUCCGUGGCUGAAGUAUCGUGGACAUCUGGACAAUAUUUCCAAUAACAUGCUCAUCACUGCUAUCAAUUCAGAAAACGGAGAAAUGAACAAAGUGAGAAACCAAUUAACAAACGAAUUUGGCGCUGUACCCGAAACAGCUCGUUUUUACAAGUCUAAAGGAGUUAACUGGGUCGUGGUUGGUGACGAUAACUACGGCGAAGGAUCUAGUCGGGAACAUGCCGCUCUAGAGCCUCGUCAUUUAGGCGGCAGGGCCAUUAUUGUAAAAUCUUUUGCACGUAUUCAUGAAACUAAUCUCAAGAAGCAAGGAAUGCUCCCACUUACGUUCGCUGAUCCUGCUGAUUAUGAACGUAUUCAACCGUCGGAUCGUCUUUCGCUUGUUGGACUUGCCGAAUUGACACCAGGAAAGCAAGUUAAAUGCCAGAUUCACCAUGCCAAUGGGUCAUCAGAAACCAUUUACCUUAACCAAAGCAUGAAUCAACAACAGAUCGAAUGGUUUAAAGCAGGCAGUGCUCUAAAUAGAAUGAAGGAAGUAGCUGCUAGCAAGUAGAUUGUAAGCUGGACUUUUCUCCUAGUGACAAUGUUUAACUACGAUGGUAAAGCUGCGUUUAUUGUAUGUAAUUUAAAAUAGUCUGGCAAAUAGAAAACAAUUUAUACCAUA